Messenger RNA from Lachancea nothofagi CBS 11611, 864 nucleotides. Lineage: Eukaryota; Fungi; Ascomycota; Saccharomycetes; Saccharomycetales; Saccharomycetaceae. The record is from the annotation of a GenBank genome assembly.
AUGAACUCGGCGAGAGAAUUUAGUCAUUUGGGGUCUACUUUAGCGGAAUAUGCUGACGCUGAUGACAUUCACAAGAAUGGACUUAGCAACGUACAUCACGGGCCAACAGAAACAAAAAAAACAGCAGAACCACGCCUCGCAGAUGAGCAAGACCCUUCAAACAUUUACCUAUAUGAUAAACCCCAGAUUCGCUCGGAGGGUCAAGACACAGCCGAGGAAAGCACGGCCAAUUCCAAACUCAUAGGACAAGAAAUAAAUGCUCAUAAGGCUGCACACAAUAAUCUUGAAACUCAACUACACGAAGCCGAGAUUUCAGGAGUCUCCAUUAAACCAGUUGAGAAUCAGCGUCUCUCUUCAGAAGCAAGACCCGAAAUUACCGAAGAUUCACGCCUAACAACGGCAGAACAUGCGCUGGCCAGCCACCCGAUAUCAGAGAUCGAUCAAGUCGCGGGAACGACAAUUGGUCCACUCAACUCAAAAUCCGUGGAGCCUUUUUACGUUAAUGCCAAACAAUACUAUCGAAUACUGAAAAGAAGGUACGCCAGAGCCAAAUUAGAAGAAAACUUAAAAAUCUCACGAGAGCGUAGACCAUACUUACACGAGUCUCGUCAUAAGCAUGCUAUGCGCCGACCUAGGGGACAAGGCGGGAGAUUCUUGACGGCAGCGGAGAUAGCAGAACUUAAGCAAAGUGAAGAACCUCCGCCCGGUUUACAUAUCCAACAACAAGAUCCUGCUGCCAGCGACAAUAGGCAAGAACGCAAGAGAGGUGCAGCAAUGGCAGAGUUGGACUCCCCAGACCAUCUGCCGGCUGAAUACAAUGUGGGCGCAGAAAAUGCACAAAAUAGAUCUGUACGACAUCCAUGA